CUGCCUAUUUCGCCCCUUAAGUGUUUGUUAUCUUUGUUGCUAGAGCGCUUAACACAGGUGUUGGAUGCAGAAAGGGAGUCACCUAGAGAAUUUCAGCCAUUACCAUUCCACUAUAUCGAAAUAUCUAAGCUUCUGUUUGAUCAUUCUCGUGAUGACAUCACAGAUGCUUACUUGGUGAGAUCUUUGAUCGAGGAUAUCAGAGAUGUCAGGUUCCAUAAGGUCGAGACUGGAUUAGAGACAAUAUCUGGCCGUACUCAUGCUGUGAAGCUCAAAAAUCUCUCUGCAAUGGAGGUGAAUAUCGUGCGUCCAUUUAUGGUGAGAACUUUGCAGGCGUUCUACAAGCAUGAUAGCCCACAGAUGAUUCAGCAGGCAGACAACACAGGGAGCAGAUCAACACCAGUCACAGAUCGCGGUCCAAGAAGAGACCUAAGGCGCAGGUAACGAGCAUACUCGUGCCGGAACAGCUGAGGCGCAGGUAGUGAGCGGGACAUCCAUGUGCGCAUCACUUGUAUUUGCGGAUAGUUUUCUGCAUAGGAGUGGAAUUGUAGUGAACAAAGGUACCCGCUGCGCUGUUGUCAUGUGCUGUAUGUUAUUAGCUGAAAAGCCAUUUUAGUUCCCUCUGCGUGUUGAUUUUAUCCCACUGUAUCGGAUCGUGAUGGAUGUGUGUUUAUCUAUUAACCACAAGGUUUUAGAAUUGGCCGUUGUA
This is a messenger RNA of Triticum aestivum (bread wheat), 706 nucleotides long. RefSeq names its product DNA replication complex GINS protein PSF2. Gene Ontology annotation, biological process: double-strand break repair via break-induced replication; DNA replication. The annotation marks the transcript as partial. The record is from RefSeq and is a predicted model, not a curated record. Gene Ontology annotation, cellular component: nucleus; GINS complex. NCBI's taxonomy places the organism in Eukaryota, Viridiplantae, Streptophyta, Magnoliopsida, Poales, Poaceae. The transcript has 5 exons.